Penicillium cosmopolitanum is the source of this 1116-nucleotide messenger RNA. RefSeq names its product fatty acid alpha-hydroxylase. The record is from RefSeq and is a predicted model, not a curated record. The transcript is spliced from 4 exons. Bases 1 to 1116 code for a protein of 371 amino acids. Gene Ontology annotation, molecular function: iron ion binding; fatty acid 2-hydroxylase activity; heme binding. Gene Ontology annotation, cellular component: endoplasmic reticulum; membrane. Lineage: Eukaryota; Fungi; Ascomycota; Eurotiomycetes; Eurotiales; Aspergillaceae. Gene Ontology annotation, biological process: lipid biosynthetic process; fatty acid metabolic process.
AUGCCCGGCCGAGUUCUACCGGCCUUCACGGCCGCGGAGGUCGCAUCGCAUAACAACGCCAAAUCCUGCUAUAUCGCGAUCGGCCGAAACGUUUACGAUGUCACUGACUUCGUUCAAGACCACCCCGGCGGUGGUGAUCUGAUUCUGGAUUACGCCGGCAAGGACGUGGAGGAGAUCAUGAAGGAUGAAAUUUCUCACGAACACUCCGAGGCCGCAUACGAGAUCCUCGAAGACUACCAGAUCGGCUUCCUCUCCUCAGGAGUAGGCGCCUCCGGCAAAGCGACCUCAACUGCGGUGGAUGCCGGUGUUUCGGACUCUGGUCCCGUCUACAGUACUACCGGCAUGUCGAAAGAGGAGGAUCUGUCGGUUGAGACAGAUUUCAGCCAGGACUUCAAGACGCACAAGUUUUUGGAUCUCAGCAAGCCUCUUUUCCCACAACUCUGGUACAGCAACUUCUCUAAAGAGUUCUAUCUGGAGCAAAUUCACCGACCCCGCCACUACAAGGGUGGUGAGUCUGCGCCCCUCUUUGGCAACUUCCUGGAGCCCCUCAGCAAGACCGCUUGGUAUGUUGUACCCAUGAUCUGGCUGCCGCUGGUCGCCUAUGGUACAACGGUUGGUGCAGCAGGACUCGGUAAUUUUUCCGCUGCUACCGCCUACUGGAUUGUAGGUGUGUGCCUCUGGACUCUGAUCGAGUAUCUGAUGCACCGCUUCCUCUUCCAUGUCGAUAAUUGGCUUCCCGACAACAGCGUUGGCCUGACCCUCCACUUCCUGCUCCAUGGUAUCCACCACUACCUUCCAAUGGACAAGUACCGGCUGGUCAUGCCCCCCCACGUUGUUUAUCCUCCUAGCAGCCCCAUUCUGGAAGCUGGCCCAUGCUGUCUUUUUCUACAACUGGUAUACUGUGGCGGUGUCUUCGGUUACGUGUGCUACGAUCUGACUCACUACUUCCUCCACCAUCGCAAUCUUCCUCUGUACUACAAGGAACUGAAGAAGUACCAUCUCCAGCACCAUUACGCUGAUUUCGAGAACGGUUUCGGUGUCACCAGCCGAUUCUGGGAUCGUGUCUUCGGUACUGAAUUGGAAGCCCCUGCUGCUAAGGGCAGCAAGGCUCAGUAA